This is a messenger RNA of Racocetra fulgida, 158 nucleotides long. The record is from the annotation of a GenBank genome assembly. Lineage: Eukaryota; Fungi; Glomeromycota; Glomeromycetes; Diversisporales; Gigasporaceae.
ACGUUAGCGUGGCAGCAAUGACCAAUGAAGAUGAUAGUGUAGCAACGAUGACUAAUGAAGACGUUAGCGUGGCAGCGAUGACUAAUGAAGACCAAACGUCAAUGGCGUCCCAAAACAACACUACUAAAAAGUUUCCAAAAGACAGCAAAGAAAAAUGA